Molecule: messenger RNA, 573 nt
Organism: Fonsecaea erecta
Lineage: Eukaryota; Fungi; Ascomycota; Eurotiomycetes; Chaetothyriales; Herpotrichiellaceae
Exons: 1
Coding region: 1-573 (190 amino acids)
Biological process (GO): mRNA export from nucleus; positive regulation of DNA-templated transcription
Cellular component (GO): nuclear pore; SAGA complex
Molecular function (GO): transcription coactivator activity
Source: RefSeq, a predicted model, not a curated record
AUGUCGACCUCGGGACCCUCGACGGAGGCAGCGACCACGAUCCCGGUCCCUCCAUCGCUCACCAGCUCCACCAGCUCCUUACCACCUGCGACCUCCCAAGCCCUCAUUCAACAUCUCCGACAGACUGGCGCUAUCCCCGACCUCAGCGCCCUCCUAGCAGAUAGUCUUGCCCGUACGGGUUGGACAGACCGCGUCCGCGCACUCGCGCUCGAGUUACUCAGGAAUGGCUCAUGUGACACUUUUCCGGAGUUGAUGAACGAAGUCAUGCGACGGGCCAAGCUGCCCAAGGACGGCAAGAACCAAGGGGUGGACAAGGAAAGCAAAGACGCGAAGGCGAACGGGGCCAGCACGCCCACAAAGUCUACAACCACGGGCCCCGGGGCAGGAGGCGCAGUCGCGCUGAACGGCGGAGGGGUGAACAACAAUGCUAUUGCGCUCUCAAAAGAAUGGUCCGGCGGCCCAGAUGGGCUACCAGACGUCAGGAUCCCCGAAGUCACUGUUGAACAAGGGGUGGAAUUCCUGAAAGAAAAGAUCAAGGAUGUCGUCGAGCCGAUCGAUGACGACAGCGACUAG